ACAUGCAAAUAUUGCAAGUCAAUGCAGCCAUCAACAAGUGAUGAACUGAAGCUUCCCCGUACAUCACGAAGAUGAAGCAGCACUUGUGGCAGUGUGCCGUCUUGCUCCUCUUCCUCCUCUUCGCACAGUCGGAGCCGGCCGUCCUCUCGGCCUCCCACUCCGUCGGUCACCGGCGGUACGGCUCCAUCUUCAGCUUUGGUGACUCGUUCGCCGAUACGGGCAACAAGCCAAUCGCUUUCGCGGCUAACUCCGUCCCGGUCACCGUGAUGCGGCGUCCCUACGGGGACACCUUCGGCCACCCCACCGGCCGCACCACCGACGGCCGCCUCAUCCUGGACUUCCUCGCUGAGAACCUGGGGUUGCCGUUCGUGCCGCCCUCACUAGCGCACAACGGGAGCUUUCAUCGAGGCGCCAACUUCGCCGUCGCCGGCGCCACGACCCUGGACGCUGAUUUCUUCCACGACAGGAACAUCCCGGGGGCUCCCAGCAAGUUCCCUCUCAACACCAGCUUAAACGUGCAGCUGGAGUGGUUCGAGAAGCUCAAGCCCUCCCUGUGUGGUUCCACACAAGAGUGCAAGGAGUUCCUGGGCGGCAGAUCCCUCUUCUUCGUGGGCGAGUUCGGGGUCAACGACUACCACCUGUCGUUGAAGAAAUGGAGCGUAGAACAAGUCAGAUCGCUCGUUCCCCUUGUCAUCGAGACAAUCUCCGCGGCAAUCGAGAGGCUGAUCAAGCACGGGGCGACGAGUCUGGUGGUUCCCGGGGUGAUCCCGUCGGGAUGCUCGCCGCCGAUCCUGACCAUGUUCGCCGACGCCCGACCGCCCAAAUACGACCCCAAGACUGGUUGCCUAAGAGCGCACAACGAGCUCGGGAUCCACCACAACACGCUGCUACAAGACUCCCUGCGCAGGCUCCGGGCCAAGCACCCGGGCGUCACCAUCGUCUACGCCGAUUUCUUCAGCCCCGUCAUGGAGAUGAUCGAGUCGCCUCACAAGUUUGGGUUCAGACAAGAUGUUCUUCAAGUUUGCUGCGGGGGUCCCGGAAGAUACAACUACAACGACAGCGUUUCUUGCGGUGAUCCAGGUGCGACCGCGUGCGAGAGCCCGUCAUCUUCUCUCUAUUUCGACGGCGUUCACUUGACGGAGCCAGGUUACCGCUACGUCGCCGAUGGCUGGUUGAACAGCAUAAACUCGGCUGCUAGCGCCAAUACAGGCUGGUGCAGGAGCGAGCUCUGAUGCGCCUAUCUUCAAUAUUAGUCGUGUCACUUGUGUUGUGUGAGUAUUUCUUUUCCAUUUCUUUUCCAGUGCAUAUUUUUCAUGUCUCGUUUGUCUGUUCCACUUUUUGGCUGCAUGCCACAACUUUAUUUCUUAUUUAGUCAAAUGCAAUAAGGAAGGAAAAUGUAGAGAAAUAUGUAUGCCUAAAGCACAUUAUUGCGCAGUGUGUACCAGUAAAAAGUAAAGUGUGGCAUCGGAAUUCAAUUCGG
Molecule: messenger RNA, 1480 nt
Organism: Lolium rigidum
Lineage: Eukaryota; Viridiplantae; Streptophyta; Magnoliopsida; Poales; Poaceae
Product: GDSL esterase/lipase At5g45910-like
Molecular function (GO): hydrolase activity, acting on ester bonds
Source: RefSeq, a predicted model, not a curated record